CCGUCGCACGCCAACACCUGCCCCCGCCCCUCUCUCUUUCUCCUUGCACCUUUCUUUUCUUUUCCGCCACCCCUCUAGCUAGCCAGCCUCUACUAGACCCGCUCGUAGUCCCGUGCUGUGUGCGUCGCGCGUUCAGCCCAGUCUUUUCCGGGGCGGCAUCGGCGAGAGGAGUUGUAUAUUUCCCACUGGCUGGCUCCCUCGCUCGCUCGUCACCUUGACCGCAUCGCCGCUCCCCCAAUCGGCCUCCGCCGCCCGCUCCAUCCCUUUGUCUUCUCACCAUCGUCAUCAUCCCGCUCCAUCUCCUCUCCUCGGUGCUGCGGCCUUCCGGGUCCUGCCUGCGACCGCGAGGGGCUGAGAGGGACGGUCUAACGCACGCCGACAGCGACCCGGAGACGAGGAGGACUAGCAAUAGCAAGCAGCACCGACUUGGCUGCGAGCCAGCCAGCCAGCCAGCAAGCAAGCUAACCAGGACCGGCCUCGCUCAAUUGGUCGCUGCUCCCUCCAGCUUGCGCCCUCGGCCGCGGCCGUCUAGAUUCGCGCCGGCCACUGAGCCGGUCAAGGAGGUCCAGCGAGGGGUCGCCGGCGAGAGAGACAAAUGGGGGCGGGGACCAGGCCGUCCGCGGCGGCGGCCGCUCUGCUCGCCGUCGCCGCCUGCUGCGCGGCGCUCCUCGUCGCGGCCGCGCCGCCGCAAAGCCACCAGCCGCAGCAGCACAAGCACGUCAGGAUCUCAGGGAACGCCGGCGACGUGCUGGAGGACGACCCGGUGGGGAAGCUCAAGGUGUUCAUCUACGAGAUGCCGAGGAAGUACAACCAUUACCUGCUCGAGAAGGACAACCGGUGCCUCUACCACAUGUUUGCGGCGGAGAUCUUCAUGCACCAGUUCCUGCUGGCGAGCGCGGUGCGGACCAUGAACCCGGAGGAGGCCGACUGGUUCUACACCCCGGUGUACGUGACGUGCGACCUGACGCAGCAGGGCUUCCCGCUGCCGUUCCGGGCUCCCCGGAUCAUGCGGAGCGCCAUCCAGUACAUCGCGGCGACAUGGCCUUACUGGAACCGGACCGAGGGGGCCGACCACUUCUUCCUUGCUCCCCAUGAUUUCGGGGCAUGCUUCCACUAUCAGGAGGAGAGGGCUAUUGAGAGGGGCAUCCUACCGCUGCUCCGGCGUGCGACGCUGGUGCAGACGUUCGGGCAGAGGAACCAUGUGUGCAUGCAGGAGGGUUCGAUAACCAUUCCUCCCUACGCCAACCCGCAGAAGAUGCAGGCUCACCUCAUCUCCCCCGGCACUCCCCGGUCCAUCUUCGCCUACUUCCGCGGCCUCUUCUACGAUAUGGGCAACGACCCCGAGGGCGGCUACUACGCCAGGGGCGCGCGGGCGUCGGUGUGGGAGAACUUCAAGGACAACCCGCUGUUCGACAUGUCGUCGGAGCACCCGUCGACGUACUACGAGGACAUGCAGCGGGCCAUCUUCUGCCUGUGCCCGCUGGGGUGGGCGCCGUGGAGCCCGCGGCUGGUGGAGGCGGUGGUGUUCGGGUGCAUCCCGGUGAUCAUCGCCGACGACAUCGUGCUGCCCUUCGCGGACGCCAUACCCUGGGAGCAGAUCAGCGUGUUCGUGGCGGAGGCGGACGUGCCGCGGCUCGACUCCAUCCUGGCGUCGGUGGCGCCCGAGGACGUGCUCCGGAAGCAGCGCCUGCUCGCCAGCCCGGCCAUGAAGCAGGCCGUGCUCUUCCACCAGCCGGCCAGGCCCGGCGACGCCUUCGACCAGGUGCUCAACGGGCUCGCCCGCAAGCUGCCGCACCGGGAGGGCGCGUUUCUGAAGCCCGGCCAGAAGGUGCUCGACUGGAACGCCGGCCUCGACAGCGACCUCAAGCCGUGGUAGCGUGUGUAGAAGAUCGUCGGAGCGCUUUGCAUAGUCUCGUCGUGUACAUUUUUGUUCUUCAGAGUUCAGAAGACCUCACGUCCUGUUCUUUUCUUGUUCGUUUCGUUCUUUGUUUCUUUUUUACCACGGCCACUUUUGCGUGUAUGCAGCAGUCAGCAGUGAAACUUUAUGCACACACAUAGAAGGUUUUUUUUAGCAUUUAGAAAUAUGUUUUUCGAA
Messenger RNA from Aegilops tauschii subsp. strangulata, 2095 nucleotides. Its product is annotated as probable glucuronosyltransferase Os01g0926400. Gene Ontology annotation, molecular function: glycosyltransferase activity. Lineage: Eukaryota; Viridiplantae; Streptophyta; Magnoliopsida; Poales; Poaceae. The record is from RefSeq and is a predicted model, not a curated record. Gene Ontology annotation, biological process: glucuronoxylan biosynthetic process; plant-type secondary cell wall biogenesis.